GAGGACCGAGAGUCUGUCCUGUGGUCCUGCUGCAGAACUGCCUUUAUCUAAUUUCUUGCGGAUUCAGUUACCAAGCGAGCACGUCUCUCGGUUGCGUUUAAGAGCGCGAUGCGAGGAAGACUCAUGGAUAAAUCAUGAACACGCAAACCGUUGGAUUAAUUUGAUUCAUAUGGUUCUGGGGUUGAAGUUAAAGGGAUUCGGAAUAAUUGUUCAUAUUUCCAACCUGGCUGGGGAGAGGAGGACUGUUGCAAUGUCACCCCGUUCAACAUUUUUGGAGCUUUGUGGAAGAGGGAAGCUGGAAUGAAGUCGAGCACUAUGGGGUUUUCCAAGUUGGUUCUUCUGACUCUUCCAGCUCUCCUUACCCUCCUUAACAUCUCGCAUGCGGCGGAAAAGGUUCCCAUACUGAACAUUGCUGUGAUCCUGGGCCAAACCCGCUACAUCUCGGACAGAGAUAUACGGGCUCUGUGGAGCAAGGACGAUCCCAUCGACGUCAACGUGGUCACCCUGCUCGUGAAUGAAACAGACCCCAAGAGCAUCAUUACCCAUGUGUGCGAUCUCAUGUCCGGGACUAAAAUCCACGGCGUGGUGUUUGGGGACGGCACAGACCAGGAAGCCAUCGCCCAGAUUUUGGAUUUUAUUUCCUCGCAGACGUUGAUACCUAUCCUGGGGAUCCACGGGGGUUCGUCCAUGAUCAUGGCGGAUAAGGAUGUGAAAUCAACCUUCUUCCAGUUUGGGGCUUCGAUCCAACAGGAGGCGCUGCUCAUGCUUAACAUCAUGGAAGAGUACGACUGGCACAUCUUUUCCAUAGUGACCAGCAAGUUCCCAGGCUAUCAAGACUUUAUUGCCAUUUUGAAGAGCACGGUCGACAACAGCUUUGUUGGUUGGGACCUUCAGCACACCAUCACCCUGGACGCCGUGGACGGUGACACCAGAACCCAGAUCCAGUUGAAGAAGGUGCAGUCUCCAGUCAUCCUCUUGUACUGCUCCAAGGACGAAGCUGCUUAUAUCCUAGAGGAGGCCCGCUCGCUGGGCCUGACCGGCUUCGGAUACAUCUGGAUUGUGCCCAGCCUGACCACAGGCAACCCGGACAUCACACCAGGUUCGUUCCCUUCUGGAAUGAUCUCUGUGUCUUACGAUGACUGGGACUAUCCUCUUGAAGCAAGGGUUCGAGAUGGGCUUGGGAUUAUAACCACGGCGGCUGCAGCAAUGUUGGAGGAGUUUGGAGACAUUCCAGAGGCCAAAACCAGCUGCUAUGGCCAAAUGGAGAAAGCGAAGUUGCCUCCCAGUGCAUUACACAAGUACAUGAUGAACGUGACCUGGGACGGCAGAGAUUUAUCCUUCACGGAGGACGGUUACCAGGUGCAUCCCAAACUGGUGGUGAUCGUGCUGAACAAGGACAGAGAAUGGGAAAAGAUGGGCAAAUGGGAGAACCAGAGUUUGACCUUGAAAUAUCCGGUGUGGCCACGCUUCAACUCUUUUGGCGAUGCGGAGACGGAUGACAAUCACUUGCGCAUCGUCACGCUGGAGGAGAAGCCCUUUGUCAUCGUGGAGAAUGUGGAACGCCUCACAGGCACCUGCAUGAGAAACUCAGUGCCCUGUCGCAAAUACAUCAAAGACAAUACAACAGAGGCAGGAGGAACAUACAUUAAAAAGUGCUGCAAAGGAUUCUGUAUCGACAUCCUUAAGAAGAUCGCACGGAAUGUGAAGUUCACAUAUGACCUCUAUCUGGUGACCAAUGGGAAGCAUGGGAAAAAGAUCAACAACAUGUGGAACGGCAUGGUGGGAGAUGUGGUCUACAAAAAAGCCGUCAUGGCCGUGGGCUCGCUGACAAUCAAUGAAGAGCGCUCGGAGGUCAUUGAUUUCUCUGUGCCCUUCGUGGAAACAGGGAUUAGUGUGAUGGUAUCCCGUAGCAACGGAACAGUCUCUCCAUCUGCAUUCUUAGAGCCCUUCAGUGCAUCGGUGUGGGUCAUGAUGUUCGUCAUGUUGCUGCUGGUGACUGCAAUGGCUGUCUUCAUGUUUGAAUACAUCAGCCCCCUGGGCUUCAACAGGAACCUAGCUCAGGGCAAAGAUCCCCACGGACCGUCUUUUACCAUGGGGAAAGCGGUGUGGCUGUUGUGGGGCCUGGUGUUUAACAACUCUGUACCUGUGCAAAACCCCAAAGGCAGCACCAGUAAAUUCAUAGUGUCUGUGUGGGCUUUCUUCGCUGUCAUCUUCCUGGCCAGUUACACUGCUAAUCUGGCCGCCUUCAUGAUUCAAGAAGAAUUUGUGGACCAGGUGACAGGCCUGAGCGAUAAUAAGUUUCAGAGCCCAUACUCCUACUCUCCUCCCUUCCGCUUUGGAACGGUUCCCAACGGCAGCACAGAAAGGAACAUCAGGAAGAAUUACCCAGACAUGCAUCAGUACAUGGUGAAAUACCAUCAAUCCGGAGUGAAUGACGCACUGGUCAGCCUAAAGACCGGAAAACUUGAUGCCUUUAUAUACGACGCAGCUGUGCUGAAUUAUAUGGCUGGUAGGGACGAGGGCUGUAAACUGGUGACCAUUGGCAGUGGCUACAUCUUCGCUACCACCGGCUAUGGCAUCGCCCUGCAAAAAGGAUCUCUCUGGAAGCGUCCGGUGGAUCUGGCCAUCCUUGCUAUUAUUGGAGAUGGUGAGAUGGAGGAGUUGGAGGCUCAGUGGCUGACUGGGAUCUGCCACAAUGAGAAGAACGAGGUAAUGAGCAGCCAGCUGGACGUGGACAACAUGGCCGGUGUGUUCUAUAUGCUGGCGACCGCCAUGGGUCUCAGUCUCAUCACCUUUGUCUGGGAGCAUCUGUUCUACUGGAGGCUCAGAUACUGCUUCACUGGCGUCUGCACGGGCACACCUGGCCUGCUCUUCGGCAUCAGCAGGGGUAUUUGGAGUUGCAUCCAUGGUGUCCAUAUCGACAUGAAGAAGAAAUCAUCUGACUUGGACUUCAGUCCACAAUCCAACAUGCUCAAGCUUAUCAAAUCUGCCAAACAGAUGACUAACAUGACCAACCUCAGCGGCUCCCGGAUCAACUCUCCCAGACGUGGCAGCGAGUUCAUGCACUCGGCCAGCCCCAUGAUCAUGGACAUGAUGGCAGAGAAAGGAAACUUCAUAUACACUGACAAUCGCAGCUAUGCCCAAAAGGACAUCUAUGGAGACUCCAGUGACCUGCAGGCGUAUCUGGCCAACCGCCACAAAGACCAUCUGAACAACUACAUCUUUCAAGGUCAGCACCCCCUCACCCUCAAUGAAUCCAACCCUAAUACGGUAGAGGUGGCGGUGAGCGCAGACGCAGCCCAGACCAACGCAAAACCCCGGGCUCUGUGGAAGAAAUCUGUGGAUACUUUGCGUCAGACUCAGGGGCCCGAAGCCCUGGAUCCCCGUUUGUCUAUGAAGAGCCAGAGGUACCUGCCGGAAGAUGCUGCGCACUCCGAUAUCUCCGACUGCUCGAGCAGGGCCUCUUACAAGGAUUCAGACAUUAACAAGCACCUGAAGCCCAAAGAUAACUUAAAAAAAAGACCGAUGACGUCAAAAUACCCUAGGGAUUGCAGUGAAGUGGAGCUGUCCUACUUAAAAAAUAAGCAGGGCGGAGCGGGCCGGGAGAAAAUCUACACUAUAGACUCUGACCGGGAGCUGAGUCUGCACUCGGAGCCUCAGCACUACAAAGAAGGCAGAGGCCUGACCACAGACGAUUUGGAUUUCGCCGAAAUUUACUCCGACCACAAUGACAAUUACAGGAAAUGCGACCAGCCCAUCAUCCAUCUGAAUAGCAGCCCCCUGCAUCAAAAUGAAUCCGACCUCCUGCCAGACAAUGCCUACAACAAACACUACAGCCUGAAGGAGAAGAACCUCAGUCAGCACGAAAGUAACGACCGUUUCAAACAGACUCAUUGCCGCAGUUGUCUUUCCAAGGUGCCCAACUACAGCACAGGGCCGUACGGCCCCUUACGCUCACCGUAUAACCGGUGCGAGGCGUGCCUCCACAUGGGCAACCUGUACGACAUCAGCGAGGACCAGAUGUUGCAGGAGGCCAUGAUAAGCCCCACCAUGCACCACGAUGACAUGUUCAGCCAUUACUGGCCCCAGACGGAUGGGCCGCACGUACAGAGGAGGAACAGACUGAGGCUCAGCCGGCAACAUUCUUUUGACAACAUCAUGCUCGAGAAGCCCAAAGAGAUCGACCUGAACCGUCCGGCACGUAGCGUCAGCCUAAAGGAGAAGGACCGCUUCCUGGAGGACAGCCCUUAUACAAACAUGUUUAACAUCAAGGCUGACAAACUGUUCGGCAGCAGGUCCAUGCUCUUUAACCGCAACCUGGAGGAAAGCAAGCGCAGUAAGUCACUUUACCCAGAUCACCCCACAGACAACCCCUUCCUGCAAUCUAUACGGGACGACACUCGUCUGGUCCACGGCAGGAGCUCCUCGGAUAUUUACAAACAAUUGGCUCCCAUCAAAGCGCGGAACGAGAACAAUCUGAGGUCCUCCGUAAAGUCCACCACUUCGUUCUGUUCCAGGGAUGGUCGAAUACCCAAUGACAUGUACAUUUCAGAGCAUGCGAUGCCUUACGUAGCCAACAAGACUAGUGCAUACUCAGCUCCCCGGGUCCUCAACUCUUCGCAGUUUAGCAAUAGAGGAGUGUAUAAGAAAAUACCUAGUCUCGAGUCAGAUGUUUAAUGCUUUUUUGUGUAGCUGAUAUAUUUACUCACGUAGAAUGCCACAGUCACCUACAGUACAUCUUAAAAAAGUACCCGAGUACUCUUUUCGCAGAUAUCGCUCUUCUUAUACGAGUGAGUCAGACUGGAUAGCGCUUUCCAAAGGUUUCAGCAUUUUCUUGACAAGCGUCUCAAUGACUGUUUGCCAAAAGACAAUUAGUCAAGUAUACUGUAAGCCAAUAAAAUUUGGUUUAGCAUGGAAGUUGUUGAUUUCCCCCACACUUGGCCCCGUGCCGGUGUGUACACGAAAUGCGCAGAUGCAGUGCUUUGAAGUCCGACCCAUCGCUGUGGUUGGCCGAGGCAGAUUAUAGGGUGGGGUUUCAGGUGCUUGGCCCCACACAGCAUGUAAUGAGAGCAUACCUACCUGUAUCCCAUUGACUGUGUCUGGAAGUUAGGGCAAGCAAGGGUAUUUCAUUUUCGGCGCCCAGCAAUUGCAUAUUUGCUUUUAUUACUACAGUAUAGACUUGGGAUUUUUGGCAUUCUAAUCCCUAUUUAGAUUUUAGUAUUUAUCUUAUUUGGUAGCACAAUAGCAAUUAAUUAAUCGCCCACCUCUGCUUUAUAAACAGAACUUCUAUAUUACCGUCAGGAAUAGCUUUUUUGGUUUUGCAUGUGCCUUUAUUUCUUGUCUUCUCUCUCUUGGUUUGAUCAAAGAUAUAAUUACACUAAGGUGAUAUUGUUUGCCAGCUGAGGUGACACACGUGGGCAAUGAAAACCUGACCUGUGUGUAGGUGGGUUGACCCUGGGUUGUGUCGGAGACCCUGAGACAACACACACGAACAACCUUUGGGAAUAUUGUGUUGAUCCUCCAUUUCAAGAAUUAUGUUCUGUUGGAGGAUGGAAGCUUGUAUCACGUUUUAUUUUCUUCAGUACUUCCAUACAUGUCACUGUACACUGUGAAACUGACUCAGAUCACCUCCUGAAGACCGCUGUUUACGUUGUAGUUUGGCAUAGCAUUGCUUUGUGCAAAGAGUGCCACACGUAAAACCUUGGGUUAGCUUGAAGUCUGAACCAGAACAUUGGUUUUCUGUUGCAGUCCGCUCAACACAUUCACACCGAGGACUACUAGCAAGACCUUUGCUCUGCAGACCUGUUACUACACUUUAUACUGUAAAAAUACAUUCGAUGAACUCCUUGCAAUGUUAAUCAGAACACAUAGCCAAAUUGUGUAUUCGAUCAAAUACCUCAGGAUGGGUCAUUUUCUGUAACAUUUUCAUUGCGCUACUGAUAGUCACAUUAAGCCAUCUUGGACGUUAGCGUUAUGUUUAUGACUCAAAACUUAUUUAUCGAUUUUAUCAUCCGAAGGUGUUGUAUAGUAAAAAUAUUUGACAUGUUGUCGCUGUUGUAUCAGACUUGUCAAGAUGUAUACUGUACUCUCUUCUCAUUUUUUUCUCAUUCUCAUUUUGAAUAUCUCAUCACAAUCAUAUUCAUAUGAAGUGCUGCUUAAAAAAGCUAAUGUGCGACGCACAUGUAAAAUAUCAAGGUCUUGUUUAUGCCAUACUGUAGUUUUUACUCUUUGCAACUUGUUUUUGAGUUCUUUUUUCACCCUUGUAAUAACCCCAGUCUUUAAGGAAGAUGUAUUUUGAUUACAUGAAAACUUAUAAUAAUAAUGGCAUGCAACUCAAUUGUAACUCUUUCUAUGUUUUUGUUAUGAUGUUAUGAUCACGACUUAUUUGUAACAGGGUGCAAAUAUAGCAUAUAUACGGAAAGAAAAUGAUCAUUUGUAUUACAGUGCUGCUGUUUUCGGUAGGCAAGAUGUUUGCCUCUAGCCCAUCACAAUGUUUUAUAUUUGUAUCACUGAGUCACUUCUGCAUUUCUAUCAUAUCUGGACGCCACCUUUGUGAGGUAAGGUGAAGAUCCGCUCUUCCUCGAUUGGCAGGUGAAUACAUCACCAGCUACGCUUUGUCUCUUGCCUGUCAUAUAAAGCCAGACUUUAACUUUAAAGAGAAAGAAAAAAAAACGAUUAUUUUCGGGUCUGCUGUCCUUCCAAAGAUAUGACGUCGUCUUGCGUUCUCUAUUAUCUAUGGUUUGCUGUAAGAAUAGAGCUUUUUUUUAAUUUCUCAAAGACUUAUGUAACUAUUUUGAAUAUAAGACACAUGUAAAUUGCUUGUAAAUUCAUACUCGAACAAGUCAUUAUGAACGUUCUGAUUAUACAGAGUAAACAAUAUUUUUGCCUGGGUUUCACAGAUCUGUACAGUAGCACUCGUUUUCCGUAGCAUAUACACCACAUUACUUGGCAUUGAAACGUCACCUUAAGAGAUUUCAAAGUCUCCAUGCAGUUUUAAUCAGGGAUUGUAGCCCUGCAGUUUUGUAAGCUUAAAGAAGUGAGGGCCGGGGUGGGGGUUACAAGCAUCGCAGCAGAUUUUUCUAAGUAAAUAUUGUCCAUCCACUUGAAGGUAAGCUUGGAUCGAGUAUGCCUGGAGAGGUGUGUGGAGAACGGGGAGGGGCCUUUUGGUUCAUAGGCAUUUGAAAUAGGUUGUGAGACUGCAGGGUACGAAUCCAUCCCGCUCAUGAACCAAAGCUCUGAGGCAUCUCUGCAGAAUCGGCCUGUCAGAUACAGCAGGCCGCCAAACUUCUGGGAUCUUUACAUAACAUCUUGAAAACCAAAAUGUACUUCAUCAGUGUUGUCGUUCUGAAUCCGUUGAUGGUUAUUGGAGGCGGUUGUGUCAGUUAAGAACGCCACAGGUCAGGUAUUGAUUGCAAACAGAUGAACUGUCUGGGUUUAUUGUAGCAGUUUAUGGCUAGGCAAGAGCUGUGUGUAGUUCCUUAAAAAGCUACCAUGUUAUAUUUUUGGUUUAUUUACGUCUCAUAGAAUAGGAAACAAAUGUAUGAAUUUAAAUUAGCUCAGAUGCUAUUUCCAUAGGAUGAGCUAGACUAAGCAAAGUAGAGUUACUAAAAGUCAAUAAGCGAGAUUUAUAAGACGCAGAAACAAAUUAGUACUUUCUCAGUCGCAUCUUAAAUGCCAGUUAAGGUUGAAUCUGUUUUGUCAGUGACAUUUGUUAUGUUCCUUGUUUGACAGAUUCAGGCUCUUUGUCUGAUGUGCAUGUAGAUCUGUCAUCACUAAUAUAAAGAUCAGUUCUGAAUAGAUGAGCAAGAACAAGUUUCUCAGGUAGCUAAAACAGCUCUGUCGAUUGUCUUAUAAAACCCAUUUGCGUGUACAGGACCGAUUGUGUUUCCCUUCCAGGUGAAUUUUACGCCAAUGUAGGGCAGAGUAACAAAAAGCGAAGCAUUUGAUGUGGUACAUGGAAGCGUGGAAGUGAGACCAUUACUUAAUACAACAACAGAUCUCCUUCCAAGUCAAUUUCGCACCCACAUGGAAGACCAUUUGAAAUCCAUUCUUUCCAAAUUUGAUAUUUUGCCAAGUGCAGUGUAGUAAGAACAAUGGGCCAUUUCUGCUGCCAGGCAAGCUGUUGUACUGUUACUGCAUCAUUGGCUUUGGUCCCAUCGAGGUAGUUUCAAGGAGAAAGCGCCUCGACUCAAAUUACACCUGCCACGUCUGCACAAGACGCAGUGAGAAGGGGCAGGUGGCUGAAGCCUUCAUGCAUGGCUGUGUCAACUAUGUAGCUCGAUCCCUUUCAUUCACGACUGCUUUAUAGCCCUCAGGAAGGUAGAAAUGGCAGCUUAUAAACAACAUGCCCGAGUCCAACAAAUCUCUCGCUCAAAAAAGAGCUUGUUUUUACUCACCUCAGUCAUGCUGUUCUUUCAGCGUUGUCAACUUUUGUCAAGUAGCACUUUUAUCACGAUUGCAUUGUAUGCAUGAUAUGAGGAUUUAACCCUUUCAUGCAUAGUAGAUAGCUACAGUAUCUCUUCAAACAAAAAAACAACAACAACGAAAUGUAUACUGUCCACUCAAGUGGACAUCUGAAGAUCUCUCUGAAAAUUAUGUAAUAAAAACACACAAAAAUCCUGACUGAGGUUGUCAGAUUCAUGCAUGAAAGGGUUUAAAACAAGCACCUCUCUAAAUUCAUUUAUUAUCAUUCCAUUUUCCAAACUAUCUGUUGUUUAGAUUUUAAGCUUUGAUUAUUUUGAAUAGAAAUCGAAAAGGAGGAGAUUUUGUGAGAACUGGCCCUGAAAAAUGGCAAAAUGAUCUUGAAUUCUGUGAUUGUGGAUUGAUUUGGAGCACAGAGCUGCUGAAUUCCUUGCACUUAAUAAAGGAAAAAGAACGCUGCUUUCCCUGUAAAAUAAAAAAACGAAUGAUUUUGAUCUUAGAGAGAUACAUUCUUUGAAAACGAUCACUUGUGUUUCCUGUUUAUUAAUCCCUCUCGUGAGCUUUGCAUUCAUAUUUUAUGUGGUUAAAAGUAGAAAUUCUUUUAGAUCAGUGUUUUAUACUGGGGCGGGGGGUUGUCAUGUGACUAUAACCUAUUUAUCACUGAAACCAUGUGACCUGCUGCCUAAAUGUUCUUUUAUAAUGAAGCAUCACUUGUGUGCGUACUAAAAUUUCUUAAGAAGUUCCAGGUAAGUUGGGAACUAAUCGCUUACAUAAAGUCGACUCAAACUUGCAUUAAUAAAAUCAUUUCUGCUAUUGGCAAAACUGCAUGAGAAAGUACUAAUUCAGUGGGGCGGUUUGAACAUAUCUCCUGUUCACUUUAAAGUACAUUGGUUCCAGUCGUUUGUAACAUGAAGCAAGUAUUGUGUUCUGACAUUUCUUUUUCCUGCUUUUUUAUGUACAUGUAGAUCAUAUUAACGGAACAGGUCUGAUAUGUGACUUGUGAAAUGUCAAUACAAUGUGGUUGCAGGAAAUGUGCUGGGUUACAAGAUGUAAAAACAUGUAUAUAAGUAAAAGUUUCAUUUUUCUAAUAAAGGCUCUUUCUGCCACUUUAUAU
This is a messenger RNA of Triplophysa rosa, 9535 nucleotides long. It is a transcript of the gene grin2aa, whose product is annotated as glutamate receptor, ionotropic, N-methyl D-aspartate 2A, a. Gene Ontology annotation, molecular function: transmitter-gated monoatomic ion channel activity involved in regulation of postsynaptic membrane potential; NMDA glutamate receptor activity. Bases 301 to 4677 code for a protein of 1458 amino acids. Gene Ontology annotation, cellular component: NMDA selective glutamate receptor complex; postsynaptic membrane; postsynaptic density membrane. NCBI's taxonomy places the organism in Eukaryota, Metazoa, Chordata, Actinopteri, Cypriniformes, Nemacheilidae. The transcript is spliced from 13 exons. Gene Ontology annotation, biological process: synaptic transmission, glutamatergic; excitatory postsynaptic potential; monoatomic ion transport. The record is from RefSeq and is a predicted model, not a curated record.